CGGUCGGACAGAGGACCCCGACUGGCGCCGGGAGGCGGGGCCGCCAGGUCGGGCAGGUCCGCUCCGCUCCGCCCUGCGCCCAUAGUUCGCUGUCCUUCGGGGAGCUCGCGUCUUUCUACGGGCCCCGGGGAGCAUCUUGCAGCGGUCUCCUGCACGCUUGCGCGCCCCACGCCCCAGCCCGCCGGUGGGCUCCAGUCCGCUCACUCCUUCCGGCGCCCUCCGGAGAGCUCCCGCCGCCUCGCGCCCUCCUGCCCGGCUCGCGCGCAGCAUGGCGUUCCCCCAGGUCCUCGCGUUCGGGCUCCUGCUCGCUGCGGCGACGGCGGUGGCCGCGGCUCAGAACGAAUGUAUCUGUGAAAACUACAAACUGACCACAAACUGCUCUCUGAACUCACGUGGUUAUUGCCAGUGUACUUCAAUUGGUACACAAAAUACCGUCAUUUGCACAACAUUGGCUACCAAAUGUUUGGUGAUGAAGGCAGAAAUGUCUCAUUCAAAGUCUGGGAGAAGAACGAAACCUGAAGGUGCUAUUCAGAAUAACGACGGGCUCUACGAUCCUGACUGUGACGAGAACGGGCACUUUAAGGCCAAGCAGUGCAAUGGCACCACCACGUGCUGGUGUGUGAAUACUGCUGGGGUCCGCAGAACAGACAAAGACACGGAAAAGACCUGCCCCGAGCGAGUGAGGACCUAUUGGAUCAUCAUUGAACUGAAACACAAAACAAGAGAAAAACCUUACAAUGUUCAGAGUUUGCAGACUGCAUUCAAGGAUGUAAUCGCAACUCGCUAUCAACUGGAUCCAAAAUAUAUUGUAAAUAUUCUGUAUGAAAAUGAUGUUAUCACUAUUGAUCUGGUGCAAAAUUCUUCUCAGAAAACUCAGAAUGAUGUGGACAUAGCUGAUGUGGCUUAUUACUUUGAAAAGGAUGUUAAAGAUGAAUCCUUGUUCCAUUCCAAGAAAAUGGACCUGAGAGUAGAUGGGGAACUAUUGGAUCUGGAUCCUGGUCGAACUAUAAUUUACUAUGUUGAUGAAAAACCACCAGAAUUUUCAAUGCAGGGCCUAAAAGCUGGCGUUAUUGCUGUCAUUGUGGUUGUGACAAUAGCACUUAUUGCUGGAAUCGUUGUUCUGGUUAUUUCCAGAAAGAAAAGAAUGGCAAAGUAUCAGAAGGCUGAGAUAAAGGAGAUGGGUGAGAUGCACAGGGAGCUCAGUGGGUAACUGCGUCAUUUGACUGGUUGCAGGAAGAAAGGAAAAUAAUCGACGGAUUCGAUCACAAAUAUAUGUGCAUGGGACAGACACGUCUUUGAAGACUACUUUGUUAGUUAACAUAUUUGUAAUAGUGAAACCUGUACUCAAAAUAUAAGCAGCUUGAAAUUGACUUUACUGAUAUUAAAGUUUGACAAGUGUCAUAUAUGCAGAUCCGAUAUCCCAGAAUCUGAUGGUCCCAGAACUUGGGUUGCAUAGUUUAAAUUAUUUAUACAUAACAUUGAAGAGUGUGCAUUAAAUAUGCUUCUAUUUGUGACUGAAAGCUGCCUUCCUACUUACAUUUGAGUGUUGUACAUAAAAACCUUUUUUUAUGAACUAUGAAAUAAAACAUUUUAAAACUGAA
This is a messenger RNA of Phyllostomus hastatus (greater spear-nosed bat), 1601 nucleotides long. It is a transcript of the gene EPCAM, whose product is annotated as epithelial cell adhesion molecule. Gene Ontology annotation, molecular function: cadherin binding involved in cell-cell adhesion. The transcript is spliced from 9 exons. The record is from RefSeq and is a predicted model, not a curated record. Gene Ontology annotation, cellular component: membrane; bicellular tight junction. NCBI's taxonomy places the organism in Eukaryota, Metazoa, Chordata, Mammalia, Chiroptera, Phyllostomidae. Bases 269 to 1210 code for a protein of 313 amino acids.